GAUCAUUAUUGCUCAAAACGGUUGAAUCAAUUGAUUAUUGUCUAAACUUUUUUGAGUCAUUGAGUGAAAUAUAAAGAAAAAUAAACAAAAUGAUGAUCAUCCUGUAUUUUAUAGCAUUAAUUUUAUAUUUGGGCCUGGCUAGUGUUGGUCAUCGUUUUUUUGUGCAUCAAUUAUAUGUCAGCCGAUUAUUGAAACUUUUCGAUUAUGGCAAAAGAAAAAUCCAAAAAAUUCAACAAAACAUUCAACAAGAAAGAAAAAUUCAACGAAAAAUAAGUCGAGCUAUGUCGGUUAAUGCUGAUCUCAAUCAAUUGGCUGAAUUAGCUGCAAAAGCUGCAACAAUGCCAGAUUCAGAUGAAUCGGAUACCGAUUCAGCAUUCUGUGAAGAUUUUGAUAGUUCAGAUGUUCCUGCUGCAUUUGCUUACAAUAAAGCUUUAUCGAUAGAAAUGGAUAAAACCAAACAUAAACUUGAUCUAACUACCGUCAUGAAUUUAACAACGAUGGGCAUACGAGCAAUCAUCGAUGAUUCAGUUACAAAACGAUUCGCAGCUGAAGAACUAAAAACAUGGAAUCUUUUGACAAGAACUGAUGGAAUUUAUCACUAUAAAUCAGCCCGAUUAGCAUUUAUUUGGAUGGCUGGAUUAAUUGUUCGCUAUGUGAUCUUAUUUCCCUCAAGAUUGGCGAUAGCUUUAAUUGGAGUUUCAUGGCUUGUGACUUGUACAUUUCUAGUUGGUCUUAUUCCUAUCCCAUGGAUGAAACGUUUGAUUUAUCAUUAUAUAUCAGUAAUGAGUUUUCGAAUUCUAUCCCGUUCAUUUUCAGCAGUCAUCACCUAUCAUGAUUCACAGAACAAAGCUAAACCUGGUGGUAUAUGUGUGGCUAAUCAUACAUCACCAAUCGAUGUGAUCAUUUUACAUUGCAACAAUGCCUAUGCAUUGGUCGGUCAACGUCAACCCGGUGUUAUCGGUUUAAUUCAAAGAGCAUUGAAUAGAGCUACACAUCAUAUUUGGUUUGAUCGUUUCGAAUCUAAUGAUCGUCACUAUGUAUCACGUAGACUUCGCGAACAUGCCGAAGAUAAAAGUAAAUUGCCCAUAUUGAUUUUUCCUGAGGGCACUUGUAUAAAUAAUUCGGCUGUAAUGAUGUUCAAAAAAGGUAGUUUUGAAAUUGAUGCACCUAUCUAUCCUGUAGCGAUCAAAUAUGAUGCUCGAUUUGGGGAUCCAUUCUGGAAUUCAAGUAAAUAUGGAUAUGGGCGCUAUAUGAUAAUGAUGAUGACUUCUUGGGCAAUCGUUUGUGAUGUAUGGUUUCUGCCGCCGAUGUACAGAAGAAAAGAUGAAAAUGCAAUCGAAUUUGCCAAUCGUGUGAAGAGUGAAAUAGCUCGAAAAGGUGGAUUAAUCGAUUUGGAAUGGGAUGGACAACUAAAACGAUUGCCAGUCAAGCCAGAAAUGGUUAAACGACAACAGUAUCAAUUGAGUAAAUCACUUGAUGUACUGGAAAAAUAAGGUAAAUAAUUUACAAUGGUGGUUUCAAUACAUUUUGGCAUUCAUCUGAAAGCAUACGAAAUUUAUAAGAAUUCAUCAUUUUAAAAAAAUU
Messenger RNA from Dermatophagoides pteronyssinus (European house dust mite), 1584 nucleotides. RefSeq names its product glycerol-3-phosphate acyltransferase 4-like. Gene Ontology annotation, cellular component: endoplasmic reticulum. Gene Ontology annotation, molecular function: glycerol-3-phosphate O-acyltransferase activity. Gene Ontology annotation, biological process: triglyceride biosynthetic process. The record is from RefSeq and is a predicted model, not a curated record. Lineage: Eukaryota; Metazoa; Arthropoda; Arachnida; Sarcoptiformes; Pyroglyphidae.